AUGGAUCAGAGGAAGAACUGGCCUCGGGUACUGGACUCCGAUGGCUGGUCAGUGGCUUUGCUCUGUCUCUUCCUGGCAUCGCUCUCCCGAAAUGUGUCCAGCAAUGCCUUGUUCAGCACUUUCCACUCCGAGAACCGGGACUGGACGUUUAACCACCUGACUGUCCACCAAGGCACCGGAGCAGUCUACGUUGGAGCUAUCAACAGGGUUUACAAGCUUUCGGGUAACCUGACCAUUUUGGUGGCUCAUAAAACUGGUCCUGAGGAGGACAAUAAAUCCUGCUACCCACCCCUCAUUGUUCAGCCAUGCAGCGAGGUCCUCACCCUCACCAACAAUGUCAACAAGCUGCUGAUCAUUGACUACUCUGAGAACCGGCUGCUGGCUUGCGGUAGCCUCUACCAGGGGGUCUGCAAGCUGCUGCGCCUGGAUGACCUCUUUAUCUUGGUAGAGCCCUCGCACAAAAAGGAGCACUACCUCUCCAGUGUCAAUAAGACGGGCACGAUGUAUGGUGUGAUUGUGCGCUCGGAAGGCGAAGACGGGAAGCUCUUCAUCGGCACAGCGGUGGAUGGGAAGCAGGAUUAUUUCCCGACCCUCUCCAGCCGCAAACUUCCCCGGGACCCAGAGUCAUCAGCAAUGUUGGAUUAUGAGCUCCACAGUGACUUUGUCUCAUCCCUCAUCAAAAUCCCCUCAGAUACCUUGGCCCUCGUUUCGCACUUUGACAUCUUCUACAUCUAUGGUUUUGCCAGUGGCAACUUUGUCUAUUUUUUGACUGUCCAGCCAGAGACCCCAGAGGGUGUCUCCAUCAACUCCGCCAGUGAUCUCUUUUACACGUCUCGCAUAGUCCGUCUCUGCAAAGAUGACCCCAAAUUCCAUUCCUAUGUCUCUCUGCCCUUUGGCUGCGUCAAGGGGGACACAGAGUACCGCCUCCUGCAAGCAGCGUACCUCUCCAAGCCAGGAGAUGUGCUGGCCAAGUCCCUCAACGUCACGGCCCAGGAGGAUGUCCUCUUUGCCAUUUUCUCCAAAGGACAGAAGCAGUACCAUCAGCCACCCGACGACUCUGCGCUUUGCGUCUUCCCUAUUCGCACCAUCAACGCGCAGAUCAAGGACCGUCUGCAGUCCUGCUACCAGGGGGAAGGCAACCUGGAGCUCAACUGGCUCCUGGGGAAGGACGUCCAGUGCACUAAAGCGCCAGUCCCGAUCGAUGACAACUUCUGUGGCCUUGACAUCAACCAGCCCCUCGGAGGCUCCACGCCGAUCCGAGCAGAUGGUCCUCCCCAUGGUGGAAUUCAGUAUGAAAUGGUGACAGUUUUCAAGGACGGGAGCCCAGUCCUUCGAGACAUGGCCUUCUCCAUCGACCAGAAGUAUCUGUAUGUCAUGUCGGAGCGACAG
Molecule: messenger RNA, 1389 nt
Organism: Phaethon lepturus (White-tailed tropicbird)
Lineage: Eukaryota; Metazoa; Chordata; Aves; Phaethontiformes; Phaethontidae
Product: plexin-A2-like
Exons: 3
Biological process (GO): positive regulation of axonogenesis; regulation of cell migration; negative regulation of cell adhesion
Cellular component (GO): semaphorin receptor complex
Molecular function (GO): protein binding; semaphorin receptor activity
Source: RefSeq, a predicted model, not a curated record